AUUAGUCAUCCGGCAAAUGAGAGGCCGUCAGUUAGCACCUCAGCUAAUGAUAUAUAACAGUCUAAAUCUUUAUAUCAUAUAAUUAAAUUAUUAAAGUAAGUGGAGAACUCAGCGAAUCAAACAUGAUUAAAGCUAUCUUGAUUUUCAACAACCACGGGAAGCCGCGGCUGAUCAGAUUCUAUCAGUAUUUUGCGGAGGACAUGCAGCAGCAGAUCAUUCGAGAAACGUUCCAUUUGGUGUCUAAGAGAGACGACAAUGUCUGCAACUUCUUGGAGGGUGGGAGUCUCAUCGGGGGCUCAGACUACAAGCUGAUUUACCGACACUACGCGACCCUCUACUUCGUCUUCUGCGUGGACUCGUCUGAGAGUGAGCUUGGCAUUCUGGACCUCAUCCAGGUGUUCGUGGAGACGCUGGACAAAUGCUUUGAAAACGUCUGUGAACUGGACCUCAUAUUUCACAUGGACAAGGUCCAUUAUAUCCUGCAAGAAGUGGUGAUGGGGGGAAUGGUGCUAGAGACCAACAUGAAUGAGAUCGUAGCCCAGGUGGAAGUGCAGAACCGCAUGGAGAAGUCAGAGGGAGGUCUGUCGGCUGCACCUGCUCGAGCCGUGUCUGCUGUGAAGAACAUGAACCUGCCUGAGAUUCCCCGCAACAUCAACAUUGGAGACAUCAAUAUCAAAGUACCGAGCCUCUCCCCGUUCUAAACAGCAAUCCAGCUGAGCUCUGCAGGGCUGAUGUACUACUGACGGAGCUCCCCUCCACCCAGCUCUGCUGGAAAUAGAGAGAAAAGUGUUUUCAUAAAUGCAUCAUGGAACCACAGCAACUUAUUCUUCUCAUAUGAAUGAGAGAUGAGCCAUCAUAUUUUUGAGUUCUACUGAUCGCAGGUUACAGAUAACUUCAGAUGAAGGAUUUGCACAAUAAUGUAGAGGUUGAUCCCAAAAAGCACCAAUAGUCAUUUUACUGUCUGUGUAUUUUUGCUGUACUUUCUGCUUUUCUUUGCUCCGGUUGAUUUCCCAUUCUGUCCCAAUGAAAAAUGAUCGGUGUUGGACCCAUGUGUGUACUCUGGCACGCUCUUCUACAUCUCUGACAUUCAUCACCGGUCCUCCUGUCUAAAACAUUCCCCUUCUAGCUUUUGGACACUGCACAGUACUCUGUAAUAAAAUCCCCUGGCUUCUGUGUUGGACUGUAAUUACUCAAACACAUCUUUAACUCCUCUUCCAACUGUGUGUGUGUAAAGAGUGGGAUUAGACUCCUCUGCUUGGCUCUUGUCACAGUUUAUUUUUCCUUCUCUGUAACAUAGUGUGUCUCUGACAUCCUUGUGAUUUGUGAAUAACAUAAUUGUUCUCCUGGGUGCUGAUUGUGCACAGUGCAGCGAAUGUGAAUGCUGUUACAGCCGAGUUUUAAUGUGCUGUGUUAGGAUCUUGCCAACAUCUGUUUAAAGAAACUGCAGACUUACAAAGACCUUUUUUAUAUUUAAGUGUUUGUAUAAAGUGUUUGUGUCUCAUUGGCUGUAUAGGCCACAUAGAAUCAGAUAUUGUACGCCAGCUUUAUGUGUGAGAAACAUUCCUUGGCAAGUUAAAUUAAAGAUAUCAGAAUACAAA
Messenger RNA from Notolabrus celidotus (New Zealand spotty), 1598 nucleotides. RefSeq names its product adaptor related protein complex 3 subunit sigma 2 (gene ap3s2). Gene Ontology annotation, cellular component: membrane coat; intracellular membrane-bounded organelle; AP-3 adaptor complex. Bases 123 to 701 code for a protein of 192 amino acids. The transcript is spliced from 6 exons. Gene Ontology annotation, biological process: intracellular protein transport; Golgi to vacuole transport. Lineage: Eukaryota; Metazoa; Chordata; Actinopteri; Labriformes; Labridae. The record is from RefSeq and is a predicted model, not a curated record.